This is a messenger RNA of Galeopterus variegatus (Sunda flying lemur), 1375 nucleotides long. RefSeq names its product ETS-related transcription factor Elf-3. Gene Ontology annotation, biological process: regulation of transcription by RNA polymerase II; cell differentiation. The record is from RefSeq and is a predicted model, not a curated record. The coding region runs from base 131 to 1255 and encodes 374 amino acids. Gene Ontology annotation, cellular component: nucleus. Gene Ontology annotation, molecular function: DNA-binding transcription factor activity, RNA polymerase II-specific; sequence-specific DNA binding. The transcript is spliced from 9 exons. Lineage: Eukaryota; Metazoa; Chordata; Mammalia; Dermoptera; Cynocephalidae.
GUAGGGGAUCCGGGUGACCAGACACCUUAGCGCACCUGGCGGAGCUUCUUUCCGCCUGGAUUUCUCUCCUGCCUGCUGCCUCUUAAGUCCACCUGCCUGCCACGUCCGUACCCCGCCAUCAGGUAGCCUCAUGGCUGCAACCUGUGAGAUCAGCAACGUUUUCAGCAACUACUUCAGUGCCAUGUACAGCUCAGAGGACCCCACCCUCGCCUCUGUUCCCCCUCCUCCCACGUUUGGGGCCGAUGACUUGGUGCUGACCCUGACCAACCCCCAGGUGUCGCUGGAGGGCACAGAGAAGGCCAGCUGGUUGGGGGAGCAGCCCCAGUUCUGGUCAAAGGCCCAGGUUCUGGACUGGAUCAGCUACCAGGUGGAGAAGAACAAGUAUGACGCCAGCUCCAUCGACUUCUCGCGGUGUGACAUGGACGGGGCCACUCUCUGCAGCUGUGCCCUGGAGGAGCUGCGACUGGUCUUUGGUCCUCUGGGGGACCAACUUCAUGCCCAGCUGCGGGACCUCACUUCCAGCUCUUCUGACGAGCUCAGCUGGAUCAUUGAGCUGCUGGAGAAGGACGGCAUGGCCUUCCAGGAAGCCCUAGGAGACCCAGGCCCCUUUGACCAGGGAAGCCCCUUCGCCCAGGAGUUGGUGGACGAUGGCCGGCAGGCCAGCCCAUACUACCCCGGCAGCUACGGCGCAGGAGCCCCCUCCCCUGGCAGCUCUGAUGUCUCCACCGCAGGGACCGGGACUUCUCAGAGCUCCCACUCCUCAGACUCCGGUGGAAGCGAUGUGGACCUGGACCCCACUGACAGCAAGCUCUUUCCCAGAGAUGGCUUUCCUGACUACAAGAAGGGGAAAGGGGAUCCUAAGCAUGGGAAGCGGAAACGGGGUCGACCCCGGAAGCUGAGCAAAGAGUACUGGGAGUGUCUGGAGGGCAAGAAGAGCAAACAUGCCCCCAGAGGCACCCACUUGUGGGAGUUUAUCCGGGACAUCCUCAUCCACCCAGAGCUCAACGAGGGCCUCAUGAAGUGGGAGAACCGGCACGAGGGUGUCUUCAAGUUCCUGCGCUCCGAGGCUGUGGCCCAGCUGUGGGGCCAAAAGAAAAAGAACAGCAACAUGACCUACGAGAAGCUGAGCCGGGCCAUGAGGUACUACUACAAACGGGAGAUCCUGGAACGGGUGGAUGGCCGGCGGCUCGUCUACAAGUUUGGAAAAAAUUCGAGCGGCUGGAAGGAGGAAGAGGUUGUCGAGAGUCGGAAAUGAGGAAUUUAGCUGGACCCGGGACCAAACUCAUGGACUCUGGGAGGAAACAGACAGGCCAGAUGGCCCCCUCUGUUUGGACAUACUCCCUGCUGCAAUGGAGAGAAGCUGAAGUUCUGGGAU